UAUCCAACAUGUCCGGACCCGACAGAGCGACGGAGAGAGGAAUUUCAACAGAAAACUCACAAACCGCCGCUGACAAGAAGGCUGUUUCUUUCCAUGAAAAUGAAACUGCUGAGAUAUUUCUUCAGUGGACACUUCUACCGCUGGACCACAUGAAUGCACUUUUGGACCUCUCUGUGGACCAAGUCCAGCUGCGGUUUGAGGAUAUGCUUGGUUUGAAAAAACAUCAGACGUGUUUGAAUGAGGCAGCCCUGUUGGACUACUUUGUUGCAGGAUUUUGGUGGGCCAAAGAGAUGAACUUCACCUGUCAGCAAAUCUCAUUUAUCAUGGCCCUUUUACAACUGUUACUUGACAACAUAAAAGACAAGCAGAUGCCCUGUUCUGAAAAUUUCAAGGUUUUUGCCAAGAAACUGCUCACUGCCAGAAAAUCAUCAGCAGACACUGUUAGUCCAUUAUUUGAUUCAGAUCAAAUCAAAUCCAUUACGGAUUACUUCAAGAGCAGUCUUUUCCAGCAUUACAGACUGUACCAGUUCCUCUUCACUCAACCAAGAGAUGAGGUGCUCCUUGGAAUGGAGAGAAGCAUCGAGGUGGCUAAUUCAAGUGAUUUUGCUGCUCCCUUGGAGGAGGGUAUGCCAUCUGAAGUGUACUUCCGCUACACGGCUUCCUCCCCUGCCACACCACUCGCACAGGGGCUGGACGAAUGUCUACAGAAGAAUGAGGAGGAACCUGGUGAAAGUCAACAGGCAGAGGGCCACGAAAGCCUGGAAGGCUUCAGCAUGGAAGAUGUGCGAGAAGUUCUUGGGGAAAUGACCAAAGAGAUGCUAACAAAGCUGCAGGCAGACUUCACAGAGAAGUUGCGACUUCAAGAGGAGACCUACACCUCCAGGUUAGACAGCCUUAAGAGUGUGGCGUCCAAAUAACGCAGCCGAAGACCUGGAGGGAGAUUUUCUACUGUUUUUUAUUAUUUUGUUUAUAAACUACAUUGCAUAACCAACCAUCCUAAAGCAACAGAAUGUAGCAUUACGAAAGAGCUGAACGCACUUACAUUCCUGAGAACUUACACAAUAUAAAGGGGUGUGACCUUGAUUUACCGACAAUGUUUUUUUUUCCUCUCCGUUACAUAGGUUUGAAUUAUGUCAGUCUCUCCAGUGUUGACAGUAUAUGCGAAUUCAUUUCUUUCAGAAAGCCGUUCAUUCUUAAAUAGCCAAGGUAAAGCACAGGGCUAGAAUAUCCUUUAACAGCUAGCGAGCGAACGGAAUAUCUAAUUGAGUGGUUUGUAUAAUGUUUGUGUGGAGCUUUUCCCACAAGUCAUUAGCUGUCUGAAAGCAGCCCAGCACUAUGGCAACGCAAUGUAACUCACAGGCUAAAUAGCUGAGUUGCCAUAUAAAGUGAUGUAUUAUUAAAGCUGAAUAGUGGCUUUUCCACAGCAUUUGAAAAAAAAGCCACUUACAACUAUAAAUAUACACUGCAGUGUAUCUCAAAAAACGCUGAUAAACUGUUUUCUCCCUUUCUCUUCGCUGCCCCUGUUUCUCUCCACCUUCUCAAUGCAGUUCUUUCCCAUUUUCAAGCAUGUCCAUUUGUCCAGUCCAUAUGCUCACUGGUUAGCAUCAAACACGUUACUGAAAUCAUAUCAUUAUCCAUGCUGACAGGGGAGCUAUCUAAUUGUGUCUUAUUAUAUGCAGUACUGUACUAGUCAGAGACGACCAUUUAGUAAAAACAGCCAUUGAGUACAAGCUAAUCAUUCUUCAGGUGAUAUUUGUGGGUAAAUUAGAUAUAAGAUAAUCCACUUUCAUAAGGAAGAGGAAAAAUUGAUUAAAAGGUACAGAUAAAUUGGGACUCGUAACAACCAUGCAAGACCCUGUAGACCACCAAACUGUCACCAUCAGAUAAACAGUACUUAAAGCUUUCAUCUUAGAGAGAGAGGAGAACAUCAAGCGCCACUCUUGCUUCAGAUCUGAGAAAAAUCACAGGAGUCCAUCAUUCUUCAGUGAGAAGACAACAAAUAGACAAAAGAGGAGAAAAUUUGCAGACUAAACAAAGAAGCUGCUGAUGUUCUCAGAAUAAUGA
Colossoma macropomum (tambaqui) is the source of this 2064-nucleotide messenger RNA. RefSeq names its product ciliary associated calcium binding coiled-coil 1 (gene cabcoco1). NCBI's taxonomy places the organism in Eukaryota, Metazoa, Chordata, Actinopteri, Characiformes, Serrasalmidae. The transcript has 8 exons. The record is from RefSeq and is a predicted model, not a curated record. Bases 9 to 917 code for a protein of 302 amino acids.